AUGGUUCUUCAAUUAUAUCUUGAUUGGUUAUCCGAACCUUGUCGUGCCGUGGCUAUUUUACUGUUGGAGAACAACAUUGAACAUCAAGUUCAUGAACUGAGUGUUAUUAAAGGAGAAACGCACAGUGAUGCUUACAAACAGAUUAAUCCGGUUGGAAAAGUUCCAGCACUUGUUGAUGAUGGUUUCAACUUGAGCGAGUCUCAUACAAUUAUGCGUUAUUUAUGUGUAAGCAGAAAUUUUCCCGAUCAUUAUUAUCCAAAUGAUAUUAAACAACGUGCUAGAGUCGAUUCUUGGUUGGACUGGCAUCAUACGAAUUUACGUCAAGGAGCAAUUCGGUUAAUAAAAGCAAAUAUAUAUGGUCCUAUUAAAAACCUUUCACAAGUAACAAUUGAUGAAUCACGAAAAGAAGGUGAUAAUAUAUUAAAAUCAAGUUUAAGCUUCAUGGAAGAAACCCUCAGUAAAAAUAAUUACAUUGCUGGUGGAGAUCAAUUUUCAAUCGCUGAUAUCGCAUUAGCAUGUGAAGUGGCAAUGUUGCCAGUUUUUGGAGGUUCAUCUGAAGGUUAUCCCAACGUUCAAGCUUGGUUAAAAAGACUUUCAACAGAAAUCAAAACCUGGGAUCAAGCUAAUGCGAAAUUAAAUCAAUACCUUGCUUCGAAGAAGAAAUAA
This is a messenger RNA of Rotaria sordida, 666 nucleotides long. NCBI's taxonomy places the organism in Eukaryota, Metazoa, Rotifera, Eurotatoria, Philodinida, Philodinidae. The record is from the annotation of a GenBank genome assembly.